This is a messenger RNA of Saccostrea echinata, 1596 nucleotides long. RefSeq lists its product as uncharacterized. Gene Ontology annotation, cellular component: cytoplasm. The transcript has a single exon. Gene Ontology annotation, biological process: regulation of translational initiation. Lineage: Eukaryota; Metazoa; Mollusca; Bivalvia; Ostreida; Ostreidae. The coding region runs from base 137 to 1303 and encodes 388 amino acids. The record is from RefSeq and is a predicted model, not a curated record.
CUGCUCCGUGAAUUUGGUCAAAAAAGAGUGAUUUAAGACUGUGAUUUGCAAAAAAUUCUUUUCCAGGUUGUUUUUGGAGGUAAAGACUGUAAGAAGAUAUCUUUUGUAUGAGAAAAUUCACCAAAUCUGGACCAAAAUGGCAUCGAGUUUGAAAACAAAGGCCUCUCUAAAGGGGAGUACAGGUGACCUAGAAAAGACUGAAAAGUGUUCAGGCGAACAAGGUAACGUUAACAAAGGGGUAUCUAUAGAGGCUUUAAAGAAUUUGCAAGAAAGUGUAGAAGGGAUCUCAUCUAAUCUAAAAUAUGUAGCUGAACAGUCUGAAAGUAAUUGUGAUGAAAUGUAUUUCAUUCGAUCUGAAAAUGCUCAGUUACGUAGAGAAGUGGAUUUGCUACUUGCCAUGCUUAUAAAAAUGGACAGAAAAAUCAAUCACAUGGAGUCAGAAAUUACUGAUUUAUGCUCCAGAUCAAUGCGGGAUAACAUCCUUAUACACAAUUUUGCAUACAUCCAGGGUGAAAACCUAAAUAAACGUGUUCCUGAAGUUCUAUUGGAAACUCUUGGUGUGGAGGUCGACUUUGUACGUAUACACAGAAACAGUGUUAGGGGGGUCGUCAACUCGAGACCUGUUUCCAUAACAGGAAAACUGAGGGAUCGUACUAAAAAAGAUGAAUUGCUCCGGGCCCAGAAGGCUAAAAAAAGUGAAAAUGUAAACCUUCCAUUUUUUAUAACAGCCCAAGAACCGGCUUCUGUAUUAGAAGAACGUAAACGUUUGUAUGCAAUCUCAGACUCAAUGCGAAAGCAAAACAUUAAAACAAAGAUUGAGAAGGGGGGUGUUGUAAUGCCCGACGGUAAAAGGUAUCAGGAUCCAAUUCCUAAACUUGAAGCUGCUGAUGCCCUUCAGCUCCCCGUGGAUGAGAUACAAAGUCUUGAUGACUUUAAAGUAGAGUGCACGGAACCAACCAAGAUUAGAGGUUCAGAAAUAUUCGCCACAGGACAGAGAGUAUGCUCCGUGACAGAAGUCGAGAAACUCUAUAAAAAAGUUUGUAUUGACGCAUAUUCUGCAGCAGCUGAUCACCGCAUCCUGGUUUAUAGGUUUAUGGAAACCAGUGGAAAACUAUGUGAGGGAUACUUGGAUGAUGGUGAGCACGGUGUAGGACGCCGCCUACUUCAAUAUAUGCAGACAAACGAAAUACUCAAUGCCGGUGCUGUGAUAACGCGUUGGAGCGGUCCAAUUCGCCUUGGACAAGAGCGUUUCAAGAUUAUGGAGGAUCAUCUGUGUGACUUGGCAAAUCUGCUACAAGGGUAAUGUUAAAGCAGCUUUAAUAGUUAAGACAAAAGUGUUGUAUUAACCAAGGGGGAAAAAAAGAACACUGAUGUAAACUUUAUUUAACCUUUGAGCUAUCCGGAAAUUUUAAAUUUACAGUAAAAAUUGUCUUGCUUUCCGGAAAGUUGGAAUGUAUUAUAUUACGGUUCUUCGAUUUAUUUCGCAUAUGUUAAUAUCCGGUGACAUAACUUUUGUUUAUAUCAUGUAAAAAUGUACGUUUAUUUUGCUUUGUCUAAAAAAUUUCUCACUCUUCUUUGACCAAAUCUAACAAUAAU